Culex quinquefasciatus (southern house mosquito) is the source of this 802-nucleotide messenger RNA. RefSeq names its product putative glutathione-specific gamma-glutamylcyclotransferase 2. Gene Ontology annotation, cellular component: cytoplasm. The record is from RefSeq and is a predicted model, not a curated record. Bases 49 to 765 code for a protein of 238 amino acids. The transcript is spliced from 2 exons. Lineage: Eukaryota; Metazoa; Arthropoda; Insecta; Diptera; Culicidae. Gene Ontology annotation, molecular function: gamma-glutamylcyclotransferase activity; glutathione specific gamma-glutamylcyclotransferase activity. Gene Ontology annotation, biological process: glutathione catabolic process.
AGCAAUCAUAUGUUCCGCGUACAGGUUUGAUUCUUUUUCUCGACAUCAAUGAUAGCAGCUAAAUUUGCCGUGUCGCUUAGAAAAUUUAAAUUAUUGAACAGUAUUAGCAAAAAAAAUCUCGUAAACAUGAGUAGUAACGCGCUAAGCGUCUGUGAUAGUAAAAACGAGGAAGAAACCUGGAUUUUCGGCUAUGGAUCGCUGGUUUGGAAGGCAGACUUUCCCUUCGAGGAGCAACGAACCGGGUUCGUGAAGGGAUUCUGCCGUAGAUUCUACCAGAACAGCAUCGACCACCGGGGGACGCACGACAAGCCCGGUCGCGUGGUCACCCUAAUCCAAUCCAAAGACCCGGACGCCAAGGUGUGGGGCAUGGGAUACCGCAUCGGCAGCGCGGACACCCAGCGCGUGCUGUGCCACCUGGACCACCGCGAGAAGAACGGCUACGACCGGCACCGGGUGCUGUUCUAUCCGUAUCCACCGAGCGACGCGCAAACCAACGACCCGAAGAACAUUCUGCUGUACGUGGCCACCGUGGACAAUCCUUCGUUUGCCGGCCAGAGCGACAGUUUGGAGGCGAUUGCGGGACAAAUUUUGGGCGCGGCCGGCGAGAGUGGGAAGAACCCGGAGUACGUGUACAAGCUGGCCGAGGCCAUGCGGCAGCUGUACCCGGGCGAGGAGGACGAGCAUCUGUUUGAGCUGGAGCGGAUUUUGAGAGCGAUGGAUACGGGCGAUGGAACCGGGGAUCGGUCGGUUAGUGGAAGUAAUUAGCGCCGGAGGGCCGAAUAAAAUUGUUAGCGAAAAAGAA